AUUCUGUGUGUGACCAAAACACUGUAAACAGCAGUGACAUUUGGUUUGUUUUGAUAUUAUUUAGCAAUUCGUUUAUUGAUUGAGUUUUUGUUAGCUCAAAGUUGCUGAGGAAGGACAAGGCCUAAGGAAAAACAAGCAAGUUUUUCAGAAGUUAUCAAGGAGGAAAUCAGUGAUGGACAGCAAGGAAACAGCUGACGAGUUUAAGGGAAAAUUAGAGAUGAUGUUCAGUGGUGCAUUUUCAUGUCUCAAAAUUAUGACUGGCCUUGAGGUGGGACUUUUUGAGGUUUUGUCACAAUUCACAGAACCUAAGUCAUAUGUCGAGAUUGCAGAUGCAGGAAAGCUGAAACCAAGGUACAACCAGUGUACUGAGGAAGACCGUAGUACCGUAUACUUAUACGGUCGAAAAUUUCAUGGUGUCAGUCCUGAGCAAUAUAUUGACUUUGCAAGUCAUAUGUCUAAGGUGUCUGCCCUGUCGGUCGACCACCAUCUCAUUACAUAUAUUGAGCAAAUUGAUGGCCUAACUGAUAUGCUUGAUGCUGGUGCUAAAGUUCUUGAUUUGGCUUGCGGGACUGGACACACUACGAUUGUCAUGGCAGAACGCUUUCCUAAAUCCACGUUCAUUGGUGGAGACUUUAUGCCGAAGCAGCUCGAUGUUGGCCGGGAAAUGAUGAAAGAGCGCCAUCUAUCAAACGUCACAUUGCAGCAACUAGAUGUUGAGAACUUGCCAAUGGAAUGGACAGCAAGUUUUGAUUUUAUACUGUGCCACUAUGCCGUCCACGACUUAGGAAAUCCGGAAAAGGGGCUGCAAGAAUUCCACAGGGUUCUCAAAGCCAGUGGUUUUGGGUUGAUUGUUGAUGUCAACCUCCAUAGCAAACACUCCGAUAACAAACAGAACCAUUUUUCCAACAUAGAGUAUGGAUUUAGUGAGUCACACUGCCUGCCAGCCUCACUUUGGUUUGAAGGUGGCUGGGGCUUAGGAGUUGGAUGGGGUGUAGAAUAUGCUACAGAUUUUAUUGGGUCUUGUGGGUUUGAGGUAAAAAUGAUUGAAAAUGGCCAUACUGUAUCAUAUAUUAUCAGGAAAAGAAAUCACUAAAUAGAACAUAUUUAUGUGAAUAGUUAUUUUUAAUAUUUUAUUAUAAUAUCAUACAAUGAUAAUCAUUAACUGUAAACAUUAAUAUGGUUUAUAGUACAGGUAGUUUUAUUGUAAUUCAUGCUAUGUUUAGUUUUAAAAGUAAUUUCUUCUAGUUGUUUGAUGGUGUUGCUGGUGAUGAUGUUGGUAGUUGUGGUUCUGGUGUAGUUUCUGUUGCUAUUCCUUUUUUGUUAUUGUUGAUGUUGUUUUUAGUUGGAGGGAUUUUUUUGUUGGUACUGCUAUUCUUGUUCUUGUUAUACAGUAUUUGAAGUUGCUGUUGUUUGUGGUGGUGCUUUUGUUGCUGCUGCAAAUGUUGUAGUUGAUGAUGUUUUUGCAAUAUGACAAGGCUUCCAUUAAGAUUUUAUAGAGUACUACAACAAUUACUGUUACUGUAAUUUAAUUUUAUCUUGUCAGUUUGCUCUCGAACAAGAAUUCUAAAAUACCACUACCAGUCUUUUCUUCAAACUACAUAACUUUACGCCAUUAGUUUAUGUUUUUCAUCUGAUUGGUCUUUUAGCAAUUAUGCAAACACCUUGAAUUUAAGUUAAUCAUUUUUUUAUUUACAUUUAAAAAUUUGUUUCAGGAAAUAUAGGAGUUUCUAGGCAAAAUAAAAAUACUCAGACUUUCCUUAAAUAAGCAUUGUAUAACAGUAGUGUCGUGAUUGUUUUGAAAUGUGACAAAUUACAUUUUUUUCAGGCUUAAUACCAAUGUUUUCAAGUUUAGUCGGUCCAUGGACUUUUGCUUAAGACAUACAUCAGUUAACUGCAGACUUGCCAUCCCAAAAUUAUCGUACUGUGUUGUUAAAUGUUAAACUGAAUAAUUAGCAUAAAAAUAUGGCAGUAUUGUAUACUUUAGUACAGAGAAGCUGUAAUACUUUACUCAUAUAUUUGGCAAUAGAAAAUCAUUCCAAUAAAAUAUGACCUAUCAUUUUAAA
This is a messenger RNA of Anneissia japonica, 2063 nucleotides long. RefSeq lists its product as uncharacterized. The coding region runs from base 173 to 1093 and encodes 306 amino acids. The transcript has 5 exons. NCBI's taxonomy places the organism in Eukaryota, Metazoa, Echinodermata, Crinoidea, Comatulida, Comatulidae. The record is from RefSeq and is a predicted model, not a curated record.